Bemisia tabaci is the source of this 1297-nucleotide messenger RNA. It is a transcript of the gene IP3K1, whose product is annotated as inositol-trisphosphate 3-kinase-like protein. Lineage: Eukaryota; Metazoa; Arthropoda; Insecta; Hemiptera; Aleyrodidae. Gene Ontology annotation, molecular function: inositol hexakisphosphate kinase activity. The record is from RefSeq and is a predicted model, not a curated record. Gene Ontology annotation, cellular component: nucleus; cytoplasm. Gene Ontology annotation, biological process: inositol phosphate biosynthetic process; phosphatidylinositol phosphate biosynthetic process.
UUGACCUUGACAUUUUGAUGGAGUAUUUUGAUAGUGUGACACGGGCUUAUGUUUCAAAGAUUCCUUUGCAAGAAAGUUUGACCCCAAGAGUUCAAUUUCAACCUUUCCGAUUUCAGUGUAAACAAUUUAUGGCCCUUUGGAUCAAAUGUAAUUUGAAAAUUUCAAACUUGUUUUUUCUGAAACAGGAGAACGUCUCUUACCUCCUCCGCUCACUAGAGAAUGAGCGUGGAUCCAUGGAGCGAACAAGCAACGUACUCAGUCGAUUGUCAAAGAAGAGCAGCGAGUCAAAUGAUGUCCAACUGGCGUGGUCGUCUACAGAGUCACAUCCGGAGUGGUUCCAGCUUUCUGGACACCCGGAUUGUUUUGCGGUUGCAGGACCAGGCACUAUUUGGAAAAAAUGUAGCGACUCAACGGAGAGAGAUGUAUACGAAGCCUUGUCGAAAGAGCCCACGCUGAAAAAUGUGAUACCUCGGCAUCUGCGGACAGUAGAACAUGAUGGACAGACUUUCAUUGAACUUCAAGAUCUCCUUGACGGAUUUGAGGACCCCCAAGUGAUGGACAUCAAGUUAGGUGUGCGCACGUUCUUAGAAUCAGAAGUUCAGAACACCACUGCAAGACAAGAUCUGUAUAAAAAAAUGGUAGCGAUUGAUCCUGAUGCUCCUACCGAAGAGGAAAAGCAGCUUCAAGCAGUCACCAAACUACGGUACAUGCAGUUCAGAGAGAAUCAAAGUUCUACUUGCAGUCAAGGUUUCCGCAUAGAGGCUAUAAAGUUGAGCGGAGAGCCACCUCGAAGUAACCUACAGAGGGUGAAAAGUAUAGAGGACGUUCAAAACACACUGAAACUUUUCCUUCAGGAGAAGGAAAAAGCUCGAUCUCAAUUGGUCACAAUUCUCAGGAAUAUCAGGAAUAAGCUGGAGCAAACUCAGUAUUUUAAAACCCACGAGGUGGUUGGCAGCAGUAUUCUAAUCAUCCAUGACAAUUCGAAAGUCGGCGCUUGGCUCAUUGAUUUUGGGAAAACAAGGCCUGUACCGGAUGGACUAUCAGUCAAUCAUCGAACGCCCUGGACCCCUGGGAACCACGAAGAAGGCCUUCUCAUCGGCCUUGAUAACUUAAUAAACAUAAUAGAAAAUUUAAAACUAAAGGAAGUAGCCGUUCAAGACUAUGAUUAAUUUUUCAACUCAAGUAAAGCCGUCCUAUCAGUAUCGCCAAAUCCACCUGAAUUUCUACUUAAUGUACUUACUUCUGUAUAAAAUGUGAAUAGUUUUUGUAUGCUUUUUCAUAAAAAUACUUUAUUAAA